This is a messenger RNA of Malassezia pachydermatis, 1707 nucleotides long. RefSeq names its product vacuolar protein 8. Bases 1 to 1707 code for a protein of 568 amino acids. Lineage: Eukaryota; Fungi; Basidiomycota; Malasseziomycetes; Malasseziales; Malasseziaceae. The transcript is spliced from 2 exons. Gene Ontology annotation, biological process: nucleus-vacuole junction assembly; vacuole inheritance. Gene Ontology annotation, molecular function: protein-membrane adaptor activity; protein binding. Gene Ontology annotation, cellular component: fungal-type vacuole membrane. The record is from RefSeq and is a predicted model, not a curated record.
AUGACUGACAUACCAUCUGACGCAACAGGUGUGAGUUCUCGAGGCCCGCAGUACGAGCCUUUGCUUCUGGACAAUGAGCGUGAUGCUGUAGCGGACCUGCUGCAGUACCUGGAGAACCGCUCGGAGACUAACUUUUUCGCUGGUGAGCCACUCCGUGCACUGUCUACGCUGUCGUUCAGUGACAAUGUCGACUUGCAACGCAGUGCCGCGCUGGCCUUUGCUGAGAUUACAGAGAAGGAAGUGCGGGAAGUCGGCCGUGAGACGCUUGAGCCGAUCCUAUUCCUCCUGCAGUCGCAUGAUGUGGAAGUGCAGCGAGCCUCUAGUGCUGCGCUUGGCAACCUCGCUGUGAACCAGGAGAACAAGUUGUUGAUCGUCAAGCUUGGUGGCUUGGAGCCGCUGAUCCGUCAGAUGCUCAGUCCCAAUGUUGAGGUACAAUGCAACGCCGUGGGAUGCAUUACCAACCUUGCUACGCACGAUGAAAACAAGACGAAGAUUGCCAAGUCUGGCGCCUUGGUGCCACUGACGCGAUUGGCGCGGUCGAAGGACAUCCGUGUGCAGCGUAAUGCUGCAGGCGCCCUGUUGAAUAUGACACACAGCGAUGAGAACCGCCAGCAGUUGGUAAAUGCCGGAGCAAUUUCAGUGCUGGUCACCCUGCUCGGUAGCACCGACACGGAUGUGCAGUACUACUGCACAACGGCCCUGAGCAACAUUGCUGUGGAUUCUGUGAACCGCAAGAAGUUGGCACAGACGGAGCCGCGCUUGGUACAGAGCCUGAUUGGCCUCAUGGAGAGCGGUAGUUUGAAGGUGCAGUGCCAAGCUGCGCUUGCGUUGCGCAACCUGGCGAGCGACGAGAAGUACCAAAUUGAGAUUGUGCGCUCGAACGGUCUGCCGCCGCUGCUGCGUCUGCUUCGUUCGUCCUUCCUGCCGCUGAUCCUCUCUGCGGCAGCGUGUGUGCGAAACGUGUCGAUCCACCCGAUGAACGAAAGUCCGAUCAUCGAGGCGGGCUUCUUGCACCCGCUGAUUGAAUUGCUGAGCCAUGAGGAGAACGAGGAGCUGCAAUGCCAUGCGAUUAGCACGCUGCGCAACUUGGCCGCGAGCAGUGAGCGUAACAAGGCAGCGAUUAUCGAUGCAGGUGCGGUGGAGCGAAUCAAGGAGUUGGUCCUUCAUGUGCCGCUCAGCGUGCAAAGUGAGAUGACAGCCUGCACGGCAGUGCUUGCGCUGUCGGAAGACUUGAAACCGCAGCUGCUUGACAUGGGUAUUUGCGAGGUGCUGCUGCCGCUCACAGACUCGCCCUCGGUGGAAGUCCAGGGCAACUCGGCAGCGGCGCUGGGCAACCUGAGCAGCAAAGCCGAAGACUACACGCCAUUCAACGCCGUGUGGGAGAAGCCAGCAGGCGGUCUGCAUGGCUACCUGGUGCGCUUCCUCGAGUCUGACGAUACCACGUUCCAGCACAUUGCUGUAUGGACGUUGAUUCAGUUGCUGGAAAGCGGCAACAAUGAGUUGGAACAGCAUAUCCGCGAUAGCUCCCGUCUCCUGAGCCUCGUGCACCAAUUGCAGGCGCGCGUGGACAGUGAAGAUGAGGGCGCUGGUGAUGCUGAUAUGGGCAGCAGUCAGGAGAUUGCACCGGAGAAGGAGAUCGCCGCCCUGUCGCGUCGCAUCGAGGAGAUCCUCUUUGACGAUGCGGAUGGCUCGCGCGAUGCGGAAUAA